Molecule: messenger RNA, 1563 nt
Organism: Malassezia vespertilionis
Lineage: Eukaryota; Fungi; Basidiomycota; Malasseziomycetes; Malasseziales; Malasseziaceae
Gene: SMI1
Product: Cell wall assembly regulator
Exons: 1
Coding region: 1-1563 (520 amino acids)
Biological process (GO): regulation of fungal-type cell wall biogenesis
Cellular component (GO): mating projection tip
Source: RefSeq, a predicted model, not a curated record
AUGUCAAACAUGUCGCUUCCCUCUCACGAGCCGCGCACGGGUGAGCUUCCUAUGCAUGUGAAAAGUGAGAGCAACGUCGGCCGUGCGUGGGCGCGUAUCCUGCGUUUUUGCGACGAGCAGUACGAGGAGCUCCGCGACACAUUCAACUAUCCCGCUGCAGCGAUGGACUUAGAUGCACUGCAAGCCGGGAUUGGCCAGUCACUACCGCUGCCGGUACUCGAAUGGCUUUCGUGUUGCAAUGGCCAGGAACUAGAGUCAACGGCGUCGUGCAAUGACGGCCUCUUUUUUGGGCUCCCUUUCCUGGGAACCGACGAUAUCCUGCGCGAAUGGCAGUUUUGGCGCCAUGUAGACAACGAUCCCGAGACGGGCGCCAACGAGAGACUGCGCGCGCGCAUGAGCAGCUGUCCCGAUCGCUGGGUGCGCCAGGAAUACGCGUGCCCCGGCUGGAUUCCCCUCAUCACGGACAGGGUGGGCAACUAUCUAGGUGUGGAUCUCAUGCCGGAUCCGAUUGGCGGCGGCGCCGCUGGCCAAGUGAUUCUGUUUGGCCGCGACUUUGAUACCAAGGUAGUCAUUUGGGGCUGCGAUGGUGCCGAUGGCUGGGCCAAGUUUUUGAUGCUGCUCGCCGAGGAGCUGCAUGCAGGCACAACGUUCCAGCUCGAGCCCCCCGCGGAGAGCGAUGUGGAGAUGGAGGACGAGAUUGGUUACCAAUCCUACUAUACCAGCGCAGGCGAUGGCGUGAACGCCGGCGGCGGUAAUCGCCAAGGGGUGCCCGCUGCCGGCUUCCGCCUCGUCGGCAGAAACCGCAACCGCCCUGUACUAGAGGCAUGGUCAGACCGCUCCGUACGGCACUGGGACACGGUAGGUAUGUCUGUCGGCCGUGCACAGUCGAGCGCAGAGAGCAGCAAGCGCAGGGCGUACGACGAAAGCGCGUUGGCCACACAUGUAGUCGAGAACGCCUCCUUGGACCCCCUCGACCCAUUGCACGCAGCCAUCCCUGCCGUGCCCCAGCGCCUAGGCUUGUCUGCAGUGCCGCGCCAAGCACCCGUCCAACGCCGCGUGCAGGAAACAGAGGCGAAGAGCGAGCCGCGCCGCGCGAUGCCCGUGCCGGAGCCCAUCCUCGAUCUGCCAACCAUUGAAGACGUGCGUGCAGUGCAAGCGAGCGAACAGGCGCAGUACAGCACCGAGCCUGCUGCCAUACCUGCCGCCAUCGGAACGAUCCGCGAGUUUACCCCGUUUUCCUUUGGCUCGACCUACCGCACGACGGCAAACCCGCAGAAAGAGCCGCUGGACGAGACACUGGAGCUCUCGUGCCGCACAAGCGUGGACAUUGGACUUCCUACGUCCGACGUGGAAACGAUGCCACACCCUGCUGUUCUCGGCUUGCGCGGCUUGCGCUCCAAGUCAACUGCCUACGGCGAUAGUCGGGCGAUGCGCAGCACUUCGAGGCUGAUUGACGCCUCCGCGCCAGACCAUCCGAUAGCGCUGCCUGGCCCGUCGGGCAAGCGCGACGACUCGUCUGACCAUGUCAUUCACAUGGAAGACACCAUGCCCACGCCCGCAUAA